Molecule: messenger RNA, 1008 nt
Organism: Suillus plorans
Lineage: Eukaryota; Fungi; Basidiomycota; Agaricomycetes; Boletales; Suillaceae
Exons: 7
Coding region: 1-1008 (335 amino acids)
Source: RefSeq, a predicted model, not a curated record
AUGUCAAAAAACUUGCAAAUUCAUGACAUGCUUGCAAAGAUUGAUGUGUGGAGUGUUUUGAACAAUGGGGGAAAGGUGUCUGCCGAUGAUGGCUUUCACUUGGGCGUCCUCCUUGACCCAUUCCUUUAUGGAAGCCAAUUCUGUGGCGGUGGGCUGUCCUGGCAUAGUGACUUUGGGUGUUACACUGGUGUAUUCAGCUACAUCAUUGGGCUUGGAUAUACAUCUGUGCCAGACCUUAUGCUCCAACCUUACAAAGCUGCGAGAAGAUCACAUUGUUUAAGAGCGAGCAGCUUCAGUGUCAAAUUGCUUCUUGCUGAGGCAGCACUUGAGGAAGGUACCACAAAUGCAGACACUCACUAUUUCAGAGAUUUCAACAUGGAUAGUGACCGGGACAACAUUGAGAAAGAGGACAAGCAUGAGGAGGAAGGAGAUCAGGAGGAAUCAGAAGUAGGCAAGAGCAUGUGUUGGGGUAACCCGUGCAGGUGGCAGUACCUGAUCGAGAACUCCGCUGCAUCCAUGCACCCAAACAUAUUCAUGGCCACUGCAAAACAUGUCAUGAAGCUAACAGACAAGGCUAAGGCAGCAAUCGAAGACAGGCUCGAAGCUGUUGGCCCAUCCAAGAAGCGGAAGGCAGAUCCCAAGAGUGCGAGUGUCGCCUUGAACCACCUGAAGAAGACAAAACAAAACCCUCCCACUGGUACACCCAAAGAUUCACUGAGCUCCAAGGAUUUGACAUCUCCACCCAACAUGGGAACAGCCCCAGAACCUGGCAAGAGUUGUCAUGCUGUUGUUUGGACUGAGGAAGAGGAAGCAGCACUUGAUAUCGGAGACAUGGGGGACAAGGGUGAUGCUGCUGAUCCCAGUGAUAUUGAUAUUGAUUCUGGUGAAAAUGACGAAAAUAUCGAUGACGAUGAUGAUGGGUUGAUUGACGUUGCUGCGAUACUGAAUGUUGAUGAGCGAAAAGAGCUGCAGGGUAGCAUCCCAACUACUCAUUCUCACCUUUCUUGA